Impatiens glandulifera is the source of this 968-nucleotide messenger RNA. Its product is annotated as caffeoyl-CoA O-methyltransferase 5-like. Lineage: Eukaryota; Viridiplantae; Streptophyta; Magnoliopsida; Ericales; Balsaminaceae. The coding region runs from base 64 to 795 and encodes 243 amino acids. Gene Ontology annotation, molecular function: S-adenosylmethionine-dependent methyltransferase activity; O-methyltransferase activity. The transcript is spliced from 3 exons. The record is from RefSeq and is a predicted model, not a curated record.
UCCUCAGGAACUCUUCUAACUAUAAAACAUUUUCCGGCGAAACCAAAAUACCGACGACAUCAGAUGGAGGCCAACGGCGGUGACAAGAUGAGCCAUCAAGAUUUCGGCCACAAGAGCCUUCUUCAAAGCGACGAUCUUUACCAGUAUAUACUUGAAACCAGUGUCUACCCUAGAGAGCCGGAAUCCAUGAAAGAACUCAGGGAAGUCACUGCUAAGCAUCCAUGGAGCGUAAUGGCCACCUCUGCCGACGGGGGUCAGUUUUUGAACAUGCUUUUGAAGCUGAUCAAUGCCAAAAACACCAUGGAAAUCGGCGUCUACACCGGAUAUUCUCUUCUCGCCGCCGCCCUAGCUAUCCCCCACGACGGAAAGAUUCUAGCAAUGGACAUAAACAGAGAAGACUACGAGUUGGGUCUUCCAGUUAUUGAGAAGGCAGGGGUGGCGCAUAAGAUUGAAUUCAAAGAGGGACCGGCUCUGCCAGUUCUUGACGAGAUGUUGAAAGAUGAAAAGAAUUAUGGAAGCUUGGAUUUCAUAUUCGUAGAUGCGGACAAGAACAAUUACAUAAAUUACCACAAGAGGUUGAUCGAUCUGGUUAAGAUCGGGGGAGUAAUCGGUUAUGACAACACCCUGUGGGGCGGCUCCGUGGCGGCGCCACCUGAUGCUCCCUUAAAGAAGUACAUAAUGGACAGUAGGGACUUCGUUCUGGAGCUCAAUAAAGCGCUAGCUGCUGAUCCAAGGAUCGAGAUCUGCAUGCUCCCCAUUGGUGAUGGUGUUACCCUGUGCCGUCGCAUCAAAUGAUUUUCGCCCUAUUUAUGGCCCAUAUCUAUUUAUCUAUCUCUUUCAUAGGUUCAUUAUAAGAGCCAAAGUACUAUAAACUAGUAUGUUCUGUUGUUGAUGGCUUGUUUAAUCAUUAGUUAUUAGAAUAAUACUAAGUUUUAUCUUAUAAUUGAACAAUAAUAUUUCUGAAUAUU